CAGUCAUAUUUGAUAUUUGUAACAUACCUACCUUUUUAGUAGCUCUUUCGCUCUUAAUUCGUUUGAAAUACGGUUGUUUCACCGUAAAACAUUAAAAAACUUAUUUUCCUCCUGGAACGUGCAUAUUAACAACCUAAAUGUCACGACAAUCAUGACAACAUCGAUACCAAUACUACAUAAUGUCGAAGGAAAAGUCAGAAAGUGUAAACGGCGAUAGUUCCACAGUUGCUGAACAAAACGGUGAAAAACGCAUAGGCUGUGCUCAUUACAAACGGCGAGCGAAGUUUGUGACUCCAUGCUGUAACAAAGUGUACAUCUGCCGUUACUGUCAUGAUGAAAACGAACAACACUAUUUCAAUAGGAAGACUGUUACAGAGCUGAUAUGCACCGAGUGCGACACAAGACAAAAGGUGCAGCCAGAAUGCCAGAACUGUGGAGUUAGGUUUGGAAAGUACACUUGUUUGAUCUGCAACCUGUUUGAUGAUGAAGAUAAGAAACAGUAUCACUGCGACGGAUGCGGCAUAUGUCGUGUAGGAGGCCGCGAUAGGUUCUUCCAUUGUGAACGCUGCAACAUGUGCCUGCCUGUUCAGCUGCAAAGGGUCGGACAUAGGUGCGUAGAGAACGUGUCCCGUUCGAACUGCCCCGUGUGCCUGGAGGACAUCCACACGUCCCGCAUCCCGUGCCACAUCCCGGACUGCGGCCACCUGCUGCACCGGCCCUGCUUCGAGCAGCUGCUGCACUCCGGCCACUACGCGUGCCCCACGUGCCAGACGAGCAUGAUCGACAUGUCGAAUCUCUGGAAUUAUCUGGAUUCCGAAGUAGCGGCCACACCGAUGCCGUCCGAAUACGCCGACUACAAGGCCACGAUACUGUGCAAGGAUUGUCAUAAGCUGUCAACGGUGAAGUUUCACGUCGUAGGACUGAAAUGUCAACAUUGCGGAGCCUACAACACGUGUCAGACGAACGGGUUCCAUAAGGAGAGCGGGAGUACUGAAUCGGGAGACGCGUCAAGUUCAUCGUCGGCGUCGUCAGCGUCGUCAGCGCCGUCGCCCCGCGCUCCCCCGGCGCCGCACCACGACCUGCCCACCGCCAACCCGCUGGACGAGCCGCCCCAGGCCUGACCCGCCCUCGCCACCCCCAGGACGAUCCGUCCCAACCCACAAGCAGCUCCUAGACGAUGUUCAUCUGCAUUUUUGUAUUCGUGUGCUAUACGUGAACAUAUGAGUCCUCGACCCGCCUGGUGCUAAGCGGUUACCAUAGAAAGAAAGAAAGAAAUCAUUUAUUCGCCAAGCAUAGUGAAAAUGAGUUAUUACAUAAAUUAAAAGCAGCGUGUACGCUUUGUGAUUAUUUGACAUGCGAAUUUUAGUGCAGUGCAAGAUAUUAUAAUAUUAUAUAAUUUACUAUUCAUUCAUCCAUAAUUCAACUAAUAAUUAAAAAGUCAAUUUAUUUUCAAUGUCGUCCCUAAGAAAAUCAUUUAUGUGAUAAUAAUUUUCACUAAUAAGAUUGUCUUUUAGUUUUAAAAUGAAAAUCCUCUAAGUCUAAGAGAUUCAAUGUCAAAUUUACCUUUAUAUGUAGACAAGAACGCGAAACUGGUUCGCGACAAAUUUUUUAUGUAGGUUUGUUCUAACAUUCUAUUCCUUACUACAAGCUCAUGAUAUAGAUUUUUAAAUAAAGUUUAUUACCUCCGAAAGCUGACAAACAUUCGGGCCGCUUGAUUGUGGGUAGUCAUUGUAGCUCAUGGGCAUCACCAAUGGCAAGCCGCUGUCCGCAACCCGAUAACCCGUUAGCUGAAUUAGUGUAUUAGUUAAACCAAAGGAAACUGCAAAAACAAACAUAUGUUUGUUUUUAAUGCUCUAGAUAAACCGAUGAGCUCACAGCGUAUCUGGUAUUAAGUGUUAUGGGAGCUUGUAGUUGUUACGCACGUUGUAAUUCCGAGGUGAGAUACAGGCUCGAUUGGCAACGACUGUGCCACCGUUAAGACCGGAACGCAAGACUGCUUCGCGACACAGCUAGAGACGAUACUAGGACUACGAUCAGUAAAUCGAUAAUGACAAUGGCAUUGCUGAUGAUUCUGCCGAUGUUAAACAAACACAAGAUAUUGCAUUUUAUGUAUUAUUUAAAGUAUUGACUUGCAUUGGAUGUCAUCAAAAACCAACAUACACAUGAGGUAACUGGCCUCAAACGAUGCCAUUACUUUUCACACAGUGUAGACUUGCCGAAAUAGUGUGUUGUCAUCAGUAGCAUAAAAUUCGAUUAUUCUUUUGUAAAAAUUGCUUGUACACACAUUAUUUUGAGAUCCAUUUCAAUUUGUAUUUCAAAUCAGCAGAAAUAAAAAAAUUUUGCUUUUGAAUUGACUUUGUGUUUAUAUUGUGUGUUAUAUGUCUGGAAUGAAUAAUGUGACAUAUCUGACUUCAAAUGAGGCUAAGUUUAAAUUAUAAUAUUUCAGUUAUGAUUACUCUUUUCCCUCUUUACUGGCCCCGCUAAGACCCCACUGCACCAAGCUCCAUUAUGUAAACUUUUCUUGAACACUCUUCAAGGGGACUGAAAGCUCAUCUGCAUAUAAGAAAUUGCAUAAAUACCUCACUUGUAAUGGAAUAUUCUUUUUCUACCUGUUACAUAAUUUCUUUGCAGUUAAAGUACAAUAGAAAUAUAGGACAUUAUUAUUGAUACAAAAAUGCUUUAUUAUUUAUUGACUAAUUUAGUGUUGUGAUUAAAGUUGUUGAUAUGAAAAUAUUUUAAUGCAGCGGCUGUGUUAUAUUUGCUGUUCAUGUAAUUUAUCAAAAUGGUAAACUGAAAUUAAAUAUUUAAUUAAAGGAUACCGAUAUCAGUUUACUUCAAGUUGCUAGUUUUAUAUUAGUGCUUCAAGAACUAUAUGCCCGACAUUUGUUGUACAUAUUUAUUGGAUACUCAAGAGAUACAUCAAUAAAUAUAUUAAAUUCAUUAUUUAUUUUUAAGAGCAACAGUUUACCUAUGUAAUCUUAAUUAAAAAGAAUGUUAUAAUAGUGCUAGAAAAAAUUUUCACCUAUUUUAUUAUAAUUUUUAAUAUGACUUUGGUCCAGUGUAGUUUGCAAGUUGCAUUUCACGCAGACAUUGUUUUGUUGAUUUUAAUUCUAUUACAGUAAUGUAUUCUGUAUUUUCCUUGCAAGAUUUUAUGAUUUGGAAAAGUUGAAUAAAUUAUUGAAUAUCA
This is a messenger RNA of Bombyx mori (domestic silkworm), 3187 nucleotides long. RefSeq names its product RING finger and CHY zinc finger domain-containing protein 1 (gene Rchy1). The record is from RefSeq and is a predicted model, not a curated record. Gene Ontology annotation, molecular function: zinc ion binding. NCBI's taxonomy places the organism in Eukaryota, Metazoa, Arthropoda, Insecta, Lepidoptera, Bombycidae. The coding region runs from base 180 to 1121 and encodes 313 amino acids. The transcript is spliced from 8 exons.